UCUUGUAUAACUUCGUUCGGCGAAAAUUGUAUCUUUGUCCGACACUAUAAGCGAUUCAAGAUACGUUAUAAUGUCUAUUAUGCCUAUUAUCUGGGUUACGAUUAUUCUCGCUAUCGGUCACUGUCAGGUCCGUGCUAUCCUUCUUCCGCGCUCGGAAAUAAAGCCUCUGAUGCCAGCACCUAUGGUUGAUGUUCAUACCGAGAUUUGGAGACAGCCCGACCAAUACUAUGUCUAUCUCGCGGAAGGUUAUACUAUCGCGGAGCACUUCCACACCAUCGGCCAGAACUUGACCCACCGAAUCAAGCGGCGCUGGGAUGAUCCAGAUCUAGAUCAUCCCAAUUAUGCCUUCACCAUUUAUCUGACCGAUCAGUCCGAUCUCGACCUCAUCAGAAGAGACUCCAGAGUCAAGUCAGUCGGCCAAGACUUUAAGUCGGCCGACUUGGACAUUUGGUUUGACUGGACGUACGAGGAGCCUGACAAUCCUCUUCGUAUAGCACAAGAGGCGCGUCUCAAUUGGCGCUACACUAAACCUGUUCAACUAGCAAGACCGGAGCCAGGAUUUGUUGUGCGGAAAUUUCCACACGAGUACUAUGUGUAUCUAGAUCGUGAUUGGACCAUUGAAGGUUACUUCACUAAACUAGAGCGCGACUGGAUCGAUCGCACGAAAAAAAGAAGCAACCCCGACGGUCCCUGGUCCGAAGCCUCCUUCAUUAUCCAUCUUGAAGAUGAAGCAGAUCUCGCCGUAGUUCGUGCGAGCGCGGAGCCAAUCAUUAUCGCCGAGCACGCAGAAUAUUUGCCUUUAAGUUUUUUCGAGAAUGAUAAUGAUAUGACUUGCAACGCCGAGCCGCGUUACAACCCUUUCUUUGUACCCGAUAAGCCCACGACAGGGAGCUAAUGCACAUCCACUGGCACAGGGCUAAUGUUCAGUUGCCAUCAUAACUGGAUCGAAGGGCGAUUUCAUUACGCCGUCGGACUUCGGUGGUCUGCAGAUGCGUUAUGAGCGACGGCUGCUGUGUCGCUCUAUGAAGGGGUUCAUAUCACCUAUAAGUUCGUUGCCUUGUCCUGCGUCUCGCGAUGUCAACUACAAUUGAACCACCCAAACAAGGAGU
Molecule: messenger RNA, 1109 nt
Organism: Dissoconium aciculare CBS 342.82
Lineage: Eukaryota; Fungi; Ascomycota; Dothideomycetes; Mycosphaerellales; Dissoconiaceae
Exons: 1
Coding region: 71-895 (274 amino acids)
Source: RefSeq, a predicted model, not a curated record